AUGGGCGGCGUCUCUCGCCCCGCCGGUGCCGGUGCCGGUGCCGGUGCGGGUGCCGCAGCCCCCGGGGUCGGAAGGCGCUCGCGGUCGGUGGCUGCCGCCCCGCGGUCCGGGGCGAAGCGGGGCGGCGGGGCCCAGGCUGAACCCGCCCCUCCGCCCGGCGCCGGCGUGGGGCUCGGCCCAGAGGGCGGGGGCGGGAAAGGCCGCGGGGUCCGCGCCCCCAGCCCCUCCCCUUUCCCCGCCCGGCGCGAACCCGGAGCCGCCUCGGCCCCCGCGCCUUCAUCCCCGCCCAGACGGACGCGGCCCGCGGAGGGCGUGUUGACACCGACUCCACAGGUCGCUGCUGUGCACAGUGUGGGUGCUGCGCGGACUGUGGGUGCUGUGCACAGUGUGGGUGCUGUGCACAGUGUGGGUGCUGUGCGGACUGUGGGUGCUGCGCGGACUGUGGGUGCUGUGCACAGUGUGGGUGCUGCGCGGACUGUGGGUGCUGCGCGGACUGUGGGUGCUGUGCGGACUGUGGGUGCUGUGCACAGUGUGGGUGCUGUGCACAGUGUGGGUGCUGUGCCCAGUGUGGGUGCUGUGCCGACUGUGGGUGCUGUGCGGACUGUGGGUGCUGUGCGGACUGUGGGUGCUGUGCACAGUGUGGGUGCUGCGCGGACUGUGGGUGCUGCGCGGACUGUGGGUGCUGUGCACAGUGUGGGUGCUGUGCGGACUGUGGGUGCUGUGCGGACUGUGGGUGCUGUGCACAGUGUGGGUGCUGUGCCGACUGUGGGUGCUGCGCGGACUGUGGGUGCUGUGCCGACUGUGGGUGCUGCGCCGACUGUGGGUGCUGUGCACAGUGUGGGUGCUGUGCGGACUGUGGGUGCUGUGCAGACUGUGGGUGCUGUGCACAGUGUGGGUGCUGUGCGGACUGUGGGUGCUGUGCACAGUGUGGGUGCUGUGCGGACUGUGGGUGCUGUGCACAGUGUGGGUGCUGUGCGGACUGUGGGUGCUGUGCAGACUGUGGGUGCUGUGCACAGUGUGGGUGCUGUGCAGACUGUGGGUGCUGUGCACAGUGUGGGUGCUGUGCGGACUGUGGGUGCUGUUCAGACUGUGGGUGCUGUGCACAGUGUGGGUGCUGUGCCGACUGUGGGUGCUGCGCGGACUGUGGGUGCUGUGCCGACUGUGGGUGCUGCGCCGACUGUGGGUGCUGUGCACAGUGUGGGUGCUGUGCGGACUGUGGGUGCUGUGCAGACUGUGGGUGCUGUGCACAGUGUGGGUGCUGUGCGGACUGUGGGUGCUGUGCAGACUGUGGGUGCUGUGCACAGUGUGGGUGCUGUGCAGACUGUGGGUGCUGUGCACAGUGUGGGUGCUGUGCAGACUGUGGGUGCUGUGCACAGUGUGGGUGCUGUGCAGACUGUGGGUGCUGUGCACAGUGUGGGUGCUGUGCAGACUGUGGGUGCUGUGCACAGUGUGGGUGCUGUGCGGACUGUGGGUGCUGUUCAGACUGUGGGUGCUGUGCACAGUGUGGGUGCUGUGCGGACUGUGGGUGCUGUGCAGACUGUGGGGUGCGGUGCCGACUGUGGGUGCUGUGCAGACUGUUACUUCAGCCCUUUUGUACAGCUGUUCACUUCAGACAUUUGGGUGGAAAAUGCAGUGUGGUCAGGAUACCGCCACUUGCUAAUAGCACUUAUCUCAUUCAACAUAAUGUCCCCAAGUUUCAUCCGAGAUGACAUACAGGAGACAACACCAUCAUUUUUAAUAGCUGAGAACUUCUCAAAACUGAUACCCUUCUAUGCAUUUGUCCCACAGGCAGCCUUUAGAGCCUUGAAGCUGACUCUGCAGUUGAUAGCUCCUCUCCAUGAUAUCGUGGCCUACCUUUUUAGUUUUGCCAAACUUGGAAGUUGUCCAGCGUGUUUUGAACAUCCUCUGAGUCCUAAACCUUUGAGAAGUGACUGGGGAGGAACCGAGAGCAUCGGGGCUGAGCUUCAAGAGCUGCAGAAAAUGAUUGACAACCUCCAGAGCCCCCAAGACCCUACUCAGGUGGUGCAGGCCCUUCUCCUUCGCAGGGAGGUGAUGUUCCUGCAGUUUGAUGCAGCAGUGAGACACCUGAUCCGAAGAAGAUUUUUAGAGGCCGGAAAUGUCGCUGCCUACCAGUCGGUCACGGAUGGCAUGCACCACGGGCUGCCACCACUGAGCAGCUCCCUCACAAAGAGCCUGUUUGCCACCCAGCUCUGCCUGCCCCCACCGCUGGAUCCACAGAGCCUCCAGGCAUUGGAGCUGUUCCCUUGGAGAACAUUCCUGGAAGGUGGAGGGCUGUUUCCGGUCCUGAGUGGCAGACCAGAUACCCUAGAAUAUAAUAUGCAGCUCUGCCUCUGUGGGCUGAGUGACCGUGACCUCAGGGUGGCACACGGAGAGCUGGUGGGUGUGCAGCUGUUGAUGGACGACGCCCUCCUGAGCAGCUGCCAUCUGCUCACAGACAGCCCCCUGGGACUGCAGGAGGCACUGGAGGAAAACACGCAGCCAGAUGUGCCCAGAGCACCACUAUGCAGAAGUCAGUUCUCCAGCAACUCAAAGGCCUCAGGGCAACCUGGACCCCCGUGCCACACGGUGCUGCGUCUCGCUUUGCUGAAGUCCUUUCUGGUUCUGUGGAAGCAGCUGGAAAUGCUGAAGGAGCACUGGGGCCGCCUCAAGUUGCGAGGGCAAGACGUACACCCGGUCUCUCUCCACAAACAGUUCUCGGAGCUCUAUGGGACUGACAUUCUUUACCCCAGCAUGAAAGCUCUGGCCAGAAAGAUGGGAAAAGAAGAUGAAUUUGAAGAACUGAUGACAAGUAGUCAGUCUGUCCUUCCCCCCAGAGGAGCUUCAGAAAUUGAAAUAAAAACUCAACAGCUUCAGAAACUUCUGGAAAAUCUUGAAAUCCAUAUGAUCCAGGAAGUAUUAAGAAAAAUUAACAGGGAGAUAACGCUGGUCAUCUCAGAAAAGUCUAAGGAGGACAGUACUGUCCCUACAGACCUUUGGAAACAUCAGAUCAUGAAGGAAAACUUUUCAGUUGUAAGACCACCAAUAGUUGAAAAUUUUGUACAGAAGUUAAUGGAGAAUUGCCAGGAUGGUGGACUAGAGAUCACUUUCAGAAAAGAACACCUGGAGGCCUGCCUCCUCUCCCUGGGUUGUGACGUGAUGGCAAGAGAACGCAGCAACUUUGAGACCUACUCCAUGUGUUACGAGCACGUGUUGGAGCAUGUGAGGCAGAAGCUCUGCCAGAAGGAGCGGGAAGUAGAUUUUAUCCGAAAAGGCCAGAGUUCCUCUGAAAAUGAGGCUAGUCAGGUUGCUGACCUCAGUCACCACAUCAUCAUGGAGAUCACUGCUCUGAGAGCCCAGCUCACAGAUUUAGAAGAGGAGAAUCUGAAUCUCAAAAAAGAGAUUAGAAAAGAGGUUCAAGAAGAAUAUGAAGAAUUAGUCCGCGCCUUGUUCACGGCCUGUUUACACAUAAAAGAGCAGCUGGAACAGAAUCAGUUGAAUUUGAUCCAGAAAGUGUGUGAGCUCAUUGGUGAAGUGAGAACAGAAGGAAUUGCCAAUCUACAGGACCUCAAAAAAAAGUGGGGCUCUGCCAGACCCGGUGAAGAAGUGAAAGAAGACCCAGCCUUUGAGCAGCUGCGGGUCUUGGAGCGGGACAAUGGCAUCCUGGCUGCACGUGUGAACAAAGCCCGGAGUCUGGGCCGCUGGAGGCUGGUGGCGCAACAGGCGUGCUUCCAGGGCCAGCUGAACCGGGCUGAGAAGGAACUCGUUCGAAGUCGCAAAGAGUGUGUGAACAGAAAGCUAAUGGCAGAGCAGGAGGCGGCUCUAUUCCGUCAGCAGCUUGUGGCUCUCAGGCAGGCCCUGGCCAGGGCCCAGGUGGAAAACGGGAGGCUCCGCGACCAGCAGGAGGCCCAGGCUCUGUUGCUGAAACAAUUAGAACACAGAGUGACCCACGAAGCACUCCACUGGCAGCAGCUGGAUUUCAUGAAAACCUCUAGCAUGGAAAAGCUCUUGGAAGACGUGGAGGAAAAAGAACAACACCUGCGGCUCCUCACAGAAGAGGCCCAGAGGGCUUCCAGACUGGGCCGGCUGCAGCAGAAGAAGGCCCAGAGACAACUCCAGCAGAUGAGAAGCCAGCUUGCCCGGGAGCGCAGCGUGAAGCAGCAUGCAUUUCAGCGUGUGGAAGAGCUCCAGAGUCAGCUUCAGGACGCUGAGCAAUCCCCCCUACAGAGGAGCCCAGCCAGCGGCCUUCAUUCACGGGCUCACUACUCCCUAAGCUCUGCUUCCCUAUCAUCCAGACACUCCCAGCAACAUCUUUUAAAGACUAACUUGAUGGGCAGUAAAAUAACAAGGAUUCCAAGGCCAAAAACUGUUCCUAUUAAACACCAUCAAAGGACUGAUGUUUCCCUACCCAACGUAGCAGGAACUAUUCAAAGCUCAGCUUUUCAAAUUCAAACGGCUCCAUCCAGAAUCCCAUUCAGAUUUGAUUGCUAAUGAUAUCCUUCUCCCAACUUUCAUUUCUAUGAAUAAAGAUGAAACUUCAAAAA
Molecule: messenger RNA, 4541 nt
Organism: Erinaceus europaeus (western European hedgehog)
Lineage: Eukaryota; Metazoa; Chordata; Mammalia; Eulipotyphla; Erinaceidae
Product: coiled-coil domain-containing protein 162-like
Exons: 23
Coding region: 1-4488 (1495 amino acids)
Source: RefSeq, a predicted model, not a curated record